GUGAUCUGCAUCUGCGAGCGAGCUUCGUACGUGCAUGUCUGCAGCGCCCCCAAUGGCGAGCUGAUGCUGCGCAACUCGAGGUGGAAGUGACCGGGAUGGAGGUGGGGCUGCUGGACCAGCUCAAGGCCCGGGACCUGCUGCUGGUCCGCCUCCGGGAGCUCACGGCCCAGCACAAGGGCCACCCCGAGCUCACGCCCGUGCUUUUCGAGUUGGGUCGCAUCGACAAGCAGCUCAAGGACUACGAGACGAAGAAGGCUGAGGCGCAGGAGAACGUGCGGAAGUGCCGCGAGCGGCUGGGGGAGGCAACGCCCCACGUGGAGACGGCCAUGGAACUCACGAAGCUCGGGCGCAUCUUGAACCACGGGGGUGAGAUCCAUGCGGCCAAGCGGGCCCACGAAGAAUCUGUGCAGAUGCAUCGGCAGCUGCACCCGGACAACCAGUGCAACGAGCUGGCGGGGGCGCUGGGGCACCUGGGCCUGCUGCAUCGCCAGCAGGGGGACCUGGACAAAGCUCUCCAGGUCCUGGAGGAAUCCGUGCGGAUUUGGCGCGCGGUGGAGAAGAACAGCGACCAGUGCUUUGCGGACACCUUGCACGAGCUGGGCAAGGUCCAUGCGGACAGGGGCAACUUCCAGGCCGGCGAAGAGAGCCUCAAGGAGUCUCUGGAAAUGACCCGCUCGCUGCCGAAGACUGAGCUCUUGCAAGCGAGGACGCUGCGGGUGUUGGGCCAAACCUGCUGCAAGGCGGGGCACAUGGAGGAGGCCGAGACCUACUGGAUGGAGUGCCUCUCCAUCGAGAACGUGCUCUCUGGCGGCCAGGAGGUGACGAAGAUCGUCGUGGCUGGAGAGAUGUACCGCUUCGCAACGGCCUGCGAGGACGCGGGCGACUCGGCCACGGCCUUGCGGUGCCUGGAGUGGGCGCUGCACAUCAACCGCCGGGAGAACGGCUCCGCGGAGCACCCGGGGGUCGCCGCGGUGCUGCAGACCUUUGGGCUCAUGGCCCUGAAGCGGAAUGAUCCUCAAGCGGCAAAGCAGCAUCUCCAAGAUAGCUUGAAGAUGACCCGCGAUCUACAAGGGAGAGAUCAGGACAUCGCCCACACGCUGAUCUACUUGUCCCGCGCCUGGGUCCGGGAAGGCAACCUCCCCGAGGCGAAGAAGUGCAUGGACGAGGCCAUGGGCCUGAGGCACAUGCCGGACGUGGCGGUGACGGGGCUCCGGGCCAUCAGCUUGCUGUGCGAGAAGAGGGCGGAUGCAGAGGCCGGCGCGCGGUACCUUCAGAUCUGCCUGCAGAAGCUGCAGUACCUCCACGGGGAGGAGGACCACCCCGACAUCGCGGAGACGCUGCGUGCCCUGGGGCGCUUCUUCGGGGAAGGCGAUGUCCAGGACGUGAAGGUCGCCCAGAAGGCCAAGGACUACUUGCGGGACUCCCUGCAGAUGAAGCGCCGGAUCCACGGCAACACCGACCACCCGGAGAUCGCCGCGGCCCUGUACGACCUGGGCUACUUGUGUGACAACGCGGGGGACCCGGACGCGGCGAAGCGGUACCUGCAGGAGUCCUUGCGCAUGAACCGGGCGCUGCAUGGGAACACGGAUCAGCCAGGCAUCGCGGCGGCUUUGCACCUCUUGGGCAACCUCCGGGGCCGCGCCGGGGACCUGGAGACCGCCAAGCAGUGCCUCCAGGAGUCGGUGCGCAUGCAACGGCGGCUCCACGGGGAGGCGGAGCAGUUGGAGAUCGCAGCGACCUUGUUCCACCUCGGCGGCCUUUGCGGACGAGCGGGGGAUCUGGAAACCGCGAAGCAGCACUUCCGCGAGUCCCUCCGCAUCAGCCGAGCGCUGGAGGGCGGAGAGGCCCAAACCGCCAUCACGCUGCGGGAGCUGGGCGGCAUCUCGGGCCGGGGGGGCGACCUCGAGGCGGCCAAGAUGUACCUCAAGGAAUGCUUGCAGAUCCAGCGGUCGCUCUACACCGACCACAAGCAUCCGAGCAUCGCAACCACGAUGAAGGCAAUUGCCAGCUUGCCCAAGCCGGCGGAGCUGGAAAAAGGGCCCAAACCGCAUGCCCUGUUUUGA
Molecule: messenger RNA, 2063 nt
Organism: Effrenium voratum
Lineage: Eukaryota; Dinophyceae; Suessiales; Symbiodiniaceae
Source: the annotation of a GenBank genome assembly